AGCACAACUCAGAUCAACUCCUCUACCGAAGCUAAACUCUAGCUUUCACCAAGUAAAAGACUCUGACCGGAGCUGCAGUUUGACAAGAGAUCGACUCGAUCAGAAAAGCUCAAGAGCUCUGAGACUAAAAGGAAGAGUUUUUUUUCUCUCUCUCUACGGAGGUUUUUCUGGAAGACUUUACUACUAAAAAACAAGAGAAAGAUGUCUGCUGGGAUGAAGAAAGUGAUUUUACUGCCUCUGCUGUGCACCGUGAUGCUCUCAGACAUGGCUGCAGGUCAGGAGUGCAGCGGCCAGUGUUCGUGUCCGUCCACCCCUCCUCAGUGCGCACCGGGAGUCAGCUUGGUUCUGGACGGCUGCGGCUGCUGCAGGGUUUGCGCCAAACAAAUGGGGGAGCUGUGCACCGAAAAGGACGUGUGCGAUCCUCACAAAAGCCUCUACUGCGACUUCGGAGCCCCCAUCAACAGGCGCAUAGGAGUCUGCACAGCUCGAGAGGGAGCCACCUGUGUGUUCGGCGGGAUGGUGUACAAGAGCGGAGAGACUUUCCAGAGCAGCUGCAAGUACCAGUGUACCUGCCUGGACGGAGCUGUCGGCUGCGUACCCCUCUGCUCCAUGGAUAUCCGGCUGCCGAGCCCUGACUGCCCCAUGCCCAGACGGGUCAAGGUUCCUGGAAAGUGCUGCGAGGAGUGGGAGUGUGAUUCCCCCUACAGACACAGCUUCAUGGGCUCCGCUUUGGCCGCUUACAGAGAGGAGGAAACCUACGGCCCAGAUCCCUCCAUGAUGAGGGAGAACUGCCUGGUUCAGACUACUGAAUGGAGCGCCUGCUCUAAGACUUGUGGCCUUGGGAUCUCCACCAGGGUCACCAACGACAACCGCGAUUGCCGCCUGGAGAAGCAGACCCGGUUGUGCAUGGUGCGACCAUGCGAGUCCCAGCUGGAGCAAAGCAUUCGGAAAGGAAAAAAGUGCAUCCGUACCCCGAGACUCUCCAAACCCAUGAAGUUCGAGAUCUCCGGCUGCACCACCACCAAGUCCUACCGGCCCAAGUUCUGUGGCGUCUGCCUGGACGGCCGCUGCUGCACCCCCCACAGAACCACCACCCUGCCCAUGGAGUUCAAAUGCCCCGACGGACAGGUGAUGAAGAAGCACAUGAUGUUCAUCAAGUCCUGCGCCUGCCACCACAACUGCCCCGGCGAGAACGACAUCUUCGAGUCCAUGUACUACAAGAAGAUGAUGGGUGACAUGGCGUGAGGCGUCGCCGAAGCAGGACGAUCACAGCUUAUGACUUGAAACAGAACUCCAUCUCAUUUUUGCAGCUCAGUAUAUAUUUUCUCUUUUGUAAAAGUAGCCCAGACGCUUGUUUUUAGUGUCUGUUUUGUUGGCUGGUGCACGCCGGCCUCAAAGACUCAGACAGGGGGUUGCAUAAGCAGCUCCAAGAGAUUCCUGCACUAUAACUUCUUUUAUUUUUUUGAGAAACCUACUGUCAGGUUUCCACCCACCCCCCCUUUAAAAUCUCUACUACAAACCCGUCCAUUUUUACUGUAUAUCUAAACCUUGACCUCCUCUAUAAAUGAGGUGUCUAAUGAGUCCAAGACCAGACCUGCAAAACUCGAAGCAGCUGCAGAGGAAACCUGCAGACCACAGUGUUCCUCUUGUCCAAACAGGUCUCAAUGUGUCCUUGUGCGAAUGUGUGAAUGUGUGAGUUUGUGCGAGUGCGUCAGGCCUGAAUUUCAGCCUUGUCCGAGUGGAGGAAAGGUCAGAGUUUCCGCCCAACACGUGGACGAGAAAAGCGAACAGCAGCAAGCAGAGUUUAGGGUUAGAUAUGGAACACGGUGGGCUUUGCCAUGGCACUGAGAAAAGAAAAAAGAAAAAGAGUUGACUUACUGAUUCAGGUCAGAAAGAAGAAGAAGAAACCGAGCAUCUAUAGGAACAAAAAAAAUGUCUAUUUUGUGCAAAAAAAAAUAGAAGACUGGAAGAAUUGUAAUUUCAUUCCUUUUUUUGAUGUUAAUGUUGAUGUGUAAAUUGUAUAUUUGUACAGUUUAAGUUAAUUUAAAAAAAGCCAAUGUUUCUGUGCUUCGAAAUGUAUCAAUAGUGUAUUUUUUGUCGACUAUUUUUUACUAUUUUAUUGAGAAGUGUGACGAAAAUGUUACAUGUUUCACUUUGUAGCUGGAAAUAAAAUAUUAUAUUUUUAUACAAA
Molecule: messenger RNA, 2191 nt
Organism: Amphiprion ocellaris (clown anemonefish)
Lineage: Eukaryota; Metazoa; Chordata; Actinopteri; Pomacentridae
Gene: ccn2a
Product: cellular communication network factor 2a
Exons: 5
Coding region: 202-1245 (347 amino acids)
Biological process (GO): cell adhesion; signal transduction
Cellular component (GO): extracellular matrix; extracellular region
Molecular function (GO): heparin binding; integrin binding
Source: RefSeq, a predicted model, not a curated record